Molecule: messenger RNA, 3295 nt
Organism: Xiphophorus hellerii (green swordtail)
Lineage: Eukaryota; Metazoa; Chordata; Actinopteri; Cyprinodontiformes; Poeciliidae
Gene: crb3a
Product: crumbs homolog 3a
Exons: 6
Coding region: 406-744 (112 amino acids)
Source: RefSeq, a predicted model, not a curated record
CUCCAUGAGCAGGUUGCUAGGUAAGAGCUGGACAGGACAGGGAGCGCAGUUGAACUCACAUUGUCUUUGUGCAGUUUGGGGCAAGUGACAGAAACUAGGCUUAUUCACAUCACAAAAAGGGCUUCAUGGGGAAGGAGCUGUUCUGCUUCACUAAACUGCAGCUUUCUUCGACUUUGGUACAAAGGAGGAUCUGUCCGCCUCGCUGCAGGUAGAUAACUGUGCACAGAAGUAAGGCGGAAGCUGCUCGUGCGAGAGGAAUCAACCUGUUCGAUGUUUUCCCGAUUUGCUUCGACCGUCCGGAUCAAAGCAGCAGUUAAAGGGAGGCGUUAAGUUCCCCGAGCGAGUGGUGGAAGCAGUGAAAUGGACCCAAGCUGAUGCUCAGUAACCCCAGCCUGCCCCGCAGAGAUGGCAGCCUGUCCAGAGGUGCUGCCCUUACCUGAAGCCGUGGUUGGGAGCGUUUUACUGCUGGUGCUGAGCAGUAAUCCCGUAUGGGGAAAUUCCAAUGCUACGACCGCCAGUCCCACUAACAACACAGGACCAAACAUUGCGGUUAUCGUGGCCCCGACAGUCACCCUGGGUAUUCUGGCCAUAGUUCUGGGCGUUCUCGGCUGGCUGUUCUUUGUGGUGAAGAAGAAAAGACAAACCGAAGGAACCUACAGGCCCAGCGCUGAGGAAAAUUCUGGCCCUUGCAGCGUGGCCGCACCAGAUGCCUUACAGCUACCAAAGGAGGAGAGACUCAUUUGAGAUUUGUGCAAAAUACCAAAACGGACAAAAAGUUGCAAACACUCGGUGUUGCUAAGUGAUGUGGCUUUAAGCUGAUAAACUGAGGAAGAACUUCAGGUUCAAGAGAGGAUGGGGAGUGAGUUUUUAAACUCCACAGCAUGAUGCAUAAACCCACUGCUUCCUUUUUAAACAAGCACUGAACUGCACUCGACGAUCUUAUGGAGGGAAUCAAGAACAAUUAAACACUUCAAUCAACUCUGAAUGUCAGAUAAGCACAUUUGAUACUGCAGUAUUUCAUAGGCAUUAAUAAUUGUAGCUAUUAUAUGUUUUCUUUUUCUUUUUUUGGGUUAGUAUCCAUAUGCCAAUGUAACACAUCACUUGAUUAAGCCCAUUAUGAUGUCACUUUUAAAUCUAUGCUAUAAUGUUAGAUUAUUUUUUUCAGCUAAUUUCAUUUGAAAUGAACAUGGAAGUCUCUUUUUAUUUGAUGAAUUAUAUCAAACAUGAUUUUAUUUUAACCUUAACCUGCUGUGUAAAUAUAAAACAGUUUUGAUUUUCUCCAAGCAAAAGCAAAAAAGCUAUCAAAUGUUUACACUUUGAAGUAUUCUUGGAGCAAUCAUUAUUUACAGUGGUAUGGUUCAUACAUUUCAUCAGAUCAAUUCUGCAUGUUUAUUUAUGCUUUUACCAAUUAAAUAGUGAAAUAUUAGUUUGUGUUACUGAACGUGUCGGUCGAGCAUGAAGAUGGUGGACAAAAUGUGGUUGAGGAAACAGAUGUCUAAACUAAUAAUUAAGUAUCAACACGUACAGUUUCUGAACUUACCAAAAUAUUCUCAGGAUGAGAAACCUUAUCAUUGUAUUUGUACAAAAAGUCUCAGAAUGAUAAAACAACUUUGCAGAUAAGCAUUUCCUGUAACAAGAAUGUGAGAAGAGUAAAUGCAGAGUCAUGGUUUAAGUCAUUUGUUGAAAAACUAGCAGAAGGAAAGCGCUGUUCCUCUCUACCAGCCGAUAUUCAUAGAAAACAGACUGAACUUUCAUUGUCCCAGGCUUCAGUUCACACCAUGGACUUACUGUAUGUUACAAACUGAUUAUUCAUAAUGAAAGGCUGUCACCGAUAGCUCCAAGUAACUUUGCUAUCAUAAUCUGAUAGCAAAGUUAUCAGAUUGGAUUGUAAAAUAUAAACAGUGUUGGCUAUAAGUCUCUUUAAUUGAGGUAUUGAUUAUAAAUUAUAUAUUAUAUCUUUUUUCCUGUGGUACUGAAAAGCCUUUCAUUAAGGUGAAGCAGCAUUUUUACAGCAUUUUUCAAAACAAUGUGAGACUACCUUAGUAACUAAUAAUUUCACACAAAGACUUUUUGACCUUUUUGGGAGAAAUUGAUAGAUUCACUCAGUCCAUAGAUGAUUAGGGUAGAGCUUUCUACAAUAUCUAAUGGAUUGAAUUUAAAUUGUGUCAAAAUUCACCUGCCUCAUGGUUCUGCUAAAACCUGGUUUUUGCUCCCCUUUCUUACAUUGAGCAUGUAAAGGAAGCAGUUUUUCUUUGAUGAUUUGGUUAAUUAAGGGAAAGCAAUCCAAAUAAAACCUGGCCCUUUCUAAAGAAGCAGUAGUCAACUUUGUUAAAACAUUAACUAACUGUGAUUAACCAUAUUCCUUUGCUUUAGUUUCAGUAGCCACACCCAGGUCUGACCUAGAGAAUCACUAUAUCACCAGAAUAGACAACGUGAAGUGUGCCAAGAUUUAAGGAAAUUCAAGGAAAGAUGAAUAGUCAUUUAAACAUGAAUGGGUUACAGAAAACUCCCCAGGGUUUUUGAUCUCCAGCGAACAGCAACAAUGAAAACGUUUAUCCAAAAAUAGAAGGCAUGGAAGACUGAUGAACCUUUCCAGGAAAAACUGGUUUAUCAAAGCAUGAGUGCAGUGAUAACUCCUUCUGUAAGUGUGGGUAAAAACAUAUCUUGGAAAAUUGCAAGGCUAAAAUCACCAUUGCUCAAACAUAAAAGAAAGGACAGUUUCACAUUUCUUAAAACAUCUUCUUGAUGAUUCCCAAGACCUUGGAGAGGGAGUCUUGUCAAUUGAUAAUAAAAAAAGGAACGUUUUGUAAGGCAUGGAUUCUGUUUCAUUUAACAUGAAACUAGUACAGUCAUAAUGAAAGUCAAAUAAGGUGGUGAUAAUGUGAUAAUCUGGGCUGUUUCAGUGCAUGCAUGCUUGACUUGACUGUGCAAUAGAUAAUCCUGAUGGAAUCAAGUGAGAUAAUUUGGCAUGAAUCAUGAAUCGCAGAUCACUUGGAUUGGAUACCACACAACCUGUUGCUGGAUUAAAAACUACUCUGCAGACGAGAGUGGGUCAGGAUUCCUCCACAGGGAUUUAAGGGACUCACUGCUGGGGGCAAACUGGCACUAGAUUGUAUUUAACAAAGCUUUCAGUGUAGCAAAAGUGAAAUCUGUAAGGGGUCAAAUGUUAUGUUUUAUUGAACUCCAUGUAAAGCAGUACAUAAAUAUCCAGUCUUUAAAUCUGACUGAUUAGUUUGAACUGUUAUUGCAGUAAUCUUAAACAUAUUUAAAACAUUAAAGAUGAUUUACAAAUUAA